GAUUUUGUGUCAGUCAGCCUUCUCUGAGCUCUGAUUGGUCCGAUCUGUCGCCGGCUGGAGGACGGUGUCCGUCAUGCAGUACUUAAGCAGAAAGACCUCUCUUUCUGAGCGUUUAAUCCGUACCAUUUCAUCCAUCCGUUCAUUGCCCGGUGAUAACGUGGAGUCUCUGAUCCGCAAAGGUGCGGAUGUGAACUGUCCCCACGACACCCUCCUCCCUCUGCACAGCGCAUGCAUGGUGUGCGACGCUGACUGUGUGGAACUGCUACUGGAGAAUGGAGCUCGUGUUGACUCGGUGGAUGGAUACCAGCGGACAGCCCUGCAUUAUGCUGCGGAAAAAGAUGACACCUGCGUGGAGAUACUCCUGGAGUAUGGUGCUAACCCUAAUGCCCCAGAUGGGAACCAGGACACACCCUUACACUGGGCAGCUUUUAAAAACAUGGCAGACUGUGUACAGGCACUACUAGAAGGUGGUGCAAGGGUAAAUGCCAGAGACUACAACCAGGACACACCUCUGAGUUGGGCAGUUAUGAAAGGAAAUUUAGAGAGCGUGAGGUUACUACUGGAUUACGGGGCGCAGCCAGACACUGUCAACCUCAAGGGGCAAUACCCUGCUGGACGACUUGUCAUUCUGAUGGCCCGAGGACUCGGUGGUGAGAGGGAGGAGGUGUGCUUGGAUCUGCUGCUCAGAGCUUGCGGACACCUACGUCUCAGAAGGGGCGGUGGGGUGCCCCCAGAGGCUGCCCGUGACAUCCACUUGUGUGAACGACUUUCCAAGCUGUGCUCCGAGCCUGGCACAUUGAAAUCCUUGGCUAGGCGGGCAGUGAGAGCCAGUCUCGGGGGAUGUCGGUUGUGCCUUGUUGUGCCAGACCUACCUGUCCCUAAAUCAAUACAGGACUACAUACUGCUAAAGGAAUAAACAAAUGGGGGAUCUCUGCCUCCCUAUGAAUGGACAGUAAGAAAUGAGCAGAAGAACCAAUCACAAUCAAGUGCAAUUAUUUGUGCCUUUCCGAAGGACAAUUGCAGCGCAGACUUGUGUCAGCCGUCUACACGAACAGCUCUUCUGCCCUAGAAUUCCUUACAGAACUCUGCAGGUUCAUGGAUUCAUCCAGCACUAGAAGCUAUGGGAAUCCUCACUGCCAAAUCCUCAUAGUUCUUGUCUUUCUUUAAACUAUGUUUACUGCACCCUUCAUUCAUCUUAUUCUCCUAUUUUCGUUCUGCCUUUAUCUUUUCAUUACAAUGCAUUGUGAGGUUUUCCUGUAAUUAAAGGGUAAAUUAAACUCUU
This is a messenger RNA of Pelobates fuscus (common spadefoot toad), 1282 nucleotides long. RefSeq names its product ankyrin repeat and SOCS box containing 8 (gene ASB8). The coding region runs from base 74 to 916 and encodes 280 amino acids. Lineage: Eukaryota; Metazoa; Chordata; Amphibia; Anura; Pelobatidae. The record is from RefSeq and is a predicted model, not a curated record. The transcript is spliced from 4 exons. Gene Ontology annotation, molecular function: protein binding.